Messenger RNA from Helicoverpa armigera (cotton bollworm), 2438 nucleotides. It is a transcript of the gene lili, whose product is annotated as protein Lilipod. Gene Ontology annotation, biological process: signal transduction. Gene Ontology annotation, molecular function: transmembrane signaling receptor activity. The record is from RefSeq and is a predicted model, not a curated record. The transcript is spliced from 10 exons. Gene Ontology annotation, cellular component: plasma membrane. Lineage: Eukaryota; Metazoa; Arthropoda; Insecta; Lepidoptera; Noctuidae. The coding region runs from base 340 to 2013 and encodes 557 amino acids.
GUUCAUAGAAUCAAAUCAACCAGUCACUAGUCAGUCAUUCGUUUCAUUCAUUCAUUGUAAAUUGGUCGUGUUUUGUAAAACAUACAUUCACAAUUUUGUUGCGCUGCGUGCUACUUUUAAAACUAAUAUUAAUUAAUAAUCAUUCAUAUUGAAUCUCUUUAACUAUUUCUGUGUGGUAAAUAUUAAAUUCAAAGUGUUGUGAAAGUGUGCGGUGUUUUAUUUAUUUAAAAUAACAGUAAAAUGUAAUGCUAUUUGAAAAUGAAGUGCUAUUUCAAUGAAAGACUCAGCCAAGAAACACCAAUAUUUGUUAAAAGAUAAGAAGUUUGCAAAAUCGAGAAGAUGGAUGAUGAUGAGGCAGACUUGCGCGAACAGAUUUUCCACAACAACGUAAGGGAGCAAAUUAUUUUCCUACUACUAUUCAUCUUGCUGUACCUUGUGUCAUUUAUGUUGAUUGAGAAGUUCCGACGUCGAGACAGUGAGGAUUACUUUACUGGGGACGAAGAUGAAGUUAAAGUGUACCGAAUCAGCCUGUGGCUGUGUACAUUCGCACUAGCCGUGUCACUAGGCUCUGCCCUACUACUGCCAGUAUCCAUAGUCAGCAAUGAGGUCCUCAUACUAUACCCUAACAGUUAUUAUGUCAAAUGGCUCAACAGCUCUCUCAUACAGGGAUUAUGGAACCACGUAUUCCUGUUUUCAAAUCUGUCGAUGUUCGUGUUCUUGCCGUUCGCGUAUCUGUUCUCGGAGUCGUCAGGUUUCCCUGGAUGCCGGGGGCUGAAGGGCAGGGUGUAUGAGACCUUCAUAGUCCUCGCGUUACUUGGUGUUGCCAUGCUGGGCUUGGCUUACGUCAUCUCGGCGUGGUUGGAAGGCGACCGCUCCAGUAUUGAUGCUUUGCUUAAUUUGUGGACAUACCUCCCUUUCCUGUAUUCCUGUGUAUCGUUCGUCGGAGUUCUAAUGCUACUAGUGUUCACUCCGCUGGGCUUCGUUCGACUGUUCGGCGUGGUGGGCGGCGUGCUCGUCAAGCCGCAGUUCCUGAGGGACCUCAAUGAGGAGUACUACGUGUACUCGUUUGAAGAGGACACCAUCAGGCGACGGAUCAACAAUGCUGUCUCUACAGGAGUGGGCUACAUAUCGCCCGAGCCCAUGUACCCUGACCGCGGCGACAUAUCGGCGCCGGUGGACGCGGACGUGUCGAUAUCGAAGGACAGCCAGCUCGCGUCUCCUCGCGGCAAGGACACCACGCCGUUGCUGAGGCUGAGGAACGGCGCGUUGCAAGCGGGCCUCAAUGAUAGGCUGCACAGGGUCGUGCAGAUGAGGAAGGAAGUAGAAAGCCAGCGCAAGACAUCAUCUCUACAGCGCAACGUGGUGUACCCGCUGGCGAUGCUGUUGCUGCUCGCGCUCACCACCAUCACAGUGCUCAUGGUGCUGCAGAACACGCUCGAACUGCUCAUCGGAAUCAAAGCUCUGCCGCUUAGCACACGGCAAUUCACUUUGGGCAUAGCGUCUCUGUCGAAGCUGGGGUGCGCGGGCGCGGUGCUGGAGGCGUUCCUGAUCGUGUACCUGUACGCGGCCUCGCUGACGGGGCUCAGCACCCCCAUGCGAGCCCUGCGCGUGCUGCCCCGCGCCCGCCGCACCCCGCUCGCGCGCAUCAUCGCCCACGCCGCGCUGCUGCUCGCCUACUCCACCGCGCACCCGCUGCUCGUCAAGAUGCUGGGUAUAACGAACUUCGAUUUGCUGGGUGAGUUUGGGCGCAUCGAAUGGCUGGGCAACUUCAAGCUCGUCCUCCUAUACAAUGCCAUAUUCGCGGGCACGGUGACACUGUGUCUGGUCAGCAAGUUCACGGCGAGUGUCCGCCGGGAACUCUACAACAGAUACAAGUGGUUAGCAGAUUGGUUCACAUUCCCUGAGGAGGUAAAGACGAAUGUGACCAUAGACACAACAAGAGUGUCGGCAGAGAGAAGUCCUCCUGUGGAUAAGGUGGAGAAAGAGCAAGACGAACAUUGUAAAUCAGAAUAACAUUGCAAUAUUUAUCGGUGCCAAAGCAAAGGUGAUAUUAUUACUUAAGUUAACACCACAGUAAGAUGUGGAAACUUAUCUUCUCAAGAUUUUUUUGUAAUGUAUAUCUUUGUACCUAUAAUUUUAAACCUCAGGGUUAGUCAAAGACUACUACCAGAUCAAAAUAUUUGAUACACCAUUAAUACGUCUUCCAAGGAUGUCAAUGUAUUUUUUUUGGUUAACAAAUCCAAAAACAAGUAUAUCAACCUACCUAUACUUUGUGUUACAAUCUUUUGCUAUGCAUUCUCAUGAUAAUAUAAAACCCCUGUGAUCUGUAAAAAUAUUUAAGUAUUGAUAUUAAGCACAAAGUAUUCUUAUAUAAUUAGAUAUUGUUAGCUUUAUAUCAGGGUCUGUCUAUUUAAGGUCAAUAAAUAAUGCAAUAUAAU